Messenger RNA from Porites lobata, 1686 nucleotides. NCBI's taxonomy places the organism in Eukaryota, Metazoa, Cnidaria, Anthozoa, Scleractinia, Poritidae. The record is from the annotation of a GenBank genome assembly.
AUCCAGUAUGCUGUAAAUUUUGCAAGACUUUUUUCCAUGUUUUUAAGAUUGGUUUUGGCCAUCCUCAUAUAUUUUCUGUGCGAGACAUCAACGCGACACUUGGGCUCUUGCCCUCCGGACGCACGUGAUCUGGCGUUAUUCGGUGGGUGUUAGGGUUCAAUGUUAGGGCUUAAAACAGGGUGAGCGGUCAUUUUCACAGCAGAGCUUCUCUGUUUGUCACGGCGUCCUGACGAGCCACAAUAAAUGAUAUGCAAAUGAUGUUUUUUAUUCUAGUUUUUAGGUUUUAGAUUUUUCCCUCUGUAUAUAAUGCUUUAGAUUCUAGAUUUUACCUGUUCGUCUUUUAUUUUGGGGAAUCUUUUAUAUAGGGUUAACCUCUAGAUAUCCUCUAGAUAUCCCCUUUCGAGAGAUAUUUGGUAACUUUAGUUUUUAUCUCUUGAAUAAAGUAUUGUAUUGUAGUGUAAUCAGGGGCGGAUCUAGGGGGAGGGUGCAGAGGGUGCGCACCCCCUCCCCCCCUGAGUUGACCUGCGGUUUUCUAAUACAACUGGUAUUCUGCAACAAAAAAAACUAUGUGGUUUAUUGGUGUUGAAGUAGAGCAAGAGACGAGUGCACCCCCCCCUAAAAAAUCCUGGAUCCGCCUCUGGUAAUAAUGGCGAAACAGCUGUCGACAGCUACAACCCCGCUCUGUUUUGGAUUCUCUCGGUGUCGUGUUCAUGUCUUGCAAAGUUAAUUUGCACGUAAUACGAUCAGCAUUGCAGAAUUCAAUGUGUCUCUUUGGUAUAUUUUUGCUGAUCAGGUCUUCUUUAGAUCCUACGUUUUGUGGCAUAUUCGUUUGCGGUCCUUUGCAUUUAAUGUUCCCAUAGUAGUAUUGCUUGUAGUAAAUGAGACAUUUGACAUUAACUUACAUGUAAAGGACGGACAGACAUACGGACGGUCAAGUGAUUACCAAAAUUUCGGUCAGUAGUUCAUGUAUGACAUUGGUCAGUAUUUCUCACAUUUAUGGGAUACUAUUUUUCUUACCCAUGGUGCUCCACUGAGCGGGCUUUGCGCGCGCAGGAGCUCCGCUAUGAAGGCACUCGAAUGGCAGCUUUCAACCCACGCACAAAGCGAGAAUAGAAAACAACUAAUAAGGGACUAUCUGUAGAACUGGGAAGGUGGAAUGUCCAGACAAUGUUGAUGGCUUUUCACCGACGCGAGAAAUAUCUCCGUCACAACGACGAGGUCAAGAGACUCAAAUUUACAUAGCUGCCCUUAACACUGCUAGCUUACGCUGGCACACUGAACGGGGAAUACUACAUUGAUCUACUGACAGGGGAAGAGCACUGAUGAGUGGCGAGAGAAUAGGAUAGGCUUUGUAGUGAGAAACAGAGUGUUGAGUAUGUUUCAACCAAGGAGCAAGGGUUCAGAGCAAUACCUGGUUCCCCUCCUGAACACAGCUGAACGCCCAGUCACCAGUGCCAGCGUCUAUGCGUCAUAAAGGUCGGCCACGUUAGAUGGCAAGAAUGAGUUCUACGAGAACCGCGCACCAUCAUCAAGAGUAUCCCGAGCAAGGAACAGAUUGUUCUACUGGCUGAUUUCAACGCCAGAGUGGGUGCAUAUCACGACUUUUUUAGCCCUCCUGGCUUGGCCAGUUUAGUACAGGAAAAAAGAACGAUAACGGUGAGCGGAUGCUUGAGUUGUGCACCUACC